Penicillium malachiteum is the source of this 882-nucleotide messenger RNA. RefSeq lists its product as uncharacterized. Bases 1 to 882 code for a protein of 293 amino acids. The transcript has a single exon. NCBI's taxonomy places the organism in Eukaryota, Fungi, Ascomycota, Eurotiomycetes, Eurotiales, Aspergillaceae. The record is from RefSeq and is a predicted model, not a curated record.
AUGAAGGUCACUCCGAGUCUUUCUCUCGCUCUCGCCCUAGCGGGCUCUGCUAUGGGCGCCCCUUUCAAUGGCUCCUAUGUCUUUCCCUCUUCCUCUGGGCUUCCCGCCCCUUCGCGCACUCCUAGUGGCACUCCCAGUGGUGUCGCCGCAGCUGCUUCAAGUGAUGCUGCAUUCCCAGACUCCUUUGCCUCAUCUGGAGCCAGCCAGGCCGGACCGACUGGCAAAGCCUUUGGCUCAACCCCAGUUUCUGUGAUCCCUGAUCAUGCGAAGCGCAGUGGAUCUCUGACCAUUCCCACUGAUCUUUCCUCUCUUGGUUCUGAUGUCGAGUCUGCCAUCAGCUCGCUCCUUUCCGCUCGUGCUCAGAAGCGUGGUUCCGUCUCUCUCUCCACUGAUCUUUCUUCCCUUGGCUCUGAUAUCGAAUCGGCCAUUGGGGCUCUUUCUUCUGCUGGUGCUCAGAAGCGAGACGGGUCCAUUGCAAUCCCCACUGAUUUGUCCUCUCUGGGUUCAGACGUUGAGUCUGCCAUCAGCUCACUCCUUUCCGCUCGUGCCCAGAAGCGAGACGGAUCUAUUGCAAUCCCCACUGAUUUGUCCUCUCUGGGUUCAGAUGUUGAGUCCGCUAUCGGCGCCCUUGCUUCAGCCGUUGUCAAGAAGCGUGGUUUCACAACCAAGGCUGUGCCCACUCCCUCUCCUUCUGCUUCUCCCGCUGACAGGUCAUCCGCUGCGCCCUCCGAUGUUCACUCUGAAGCUGCCAGAGAUAGCCCGAGCGGUACACCCCCGGCUGGUUCGGGCUUGCCGCUGGCUUCCGAGAGCGCUACUCCCUCUGCUACUAAGGCUCAGGCCUCUCCUUCUGGUCUCUCCCUCUUUGGUAUUCCGUUGACUUAA